Molecule: messenger RNA, 5170 nt
Organism: Maniola jurtina (meadow brown)
Lineage: Eukaryota; Metazoa; Arthropoda; Insecta; Lepidoptera; Nymphalidae
Gene: ATP7
Product: copper-transporting ATPase 1
Exons: 31
Coding region: 331-3975 (1214 amino acids)
Biological process (GO): monoatomic cation transport; copper ion homeostasis
Cellular component (GO): trans-Golgi network; membrane; perinuclear region of cytoplasm
Molecular function (GO): ATP hydrolysis activity; ATP binding; P-type divalent copper transporter activity
Source: RefSeq, a predicted model, not a curated record
AAAGAUGUUUUGUUGUACCAAUAUACAUUUCAUGAUUCGUGAAAAAUUCCAUUGAUUGUGAUUUCUAUCGUAAAUAUCUCGUUUUCCAAUCUGAGAUAAUAAUCCCGACAAAAGAAGACUACAUUAUAUAUAUUCUUGUGCAUAUAAUUAACUCUAAAGGUUAUUAGUUUUUAUCAAAACUGCUUGCAAAGUUGUGUCUAAACUUUAUCGUUUGUUCCGCGAUUUAUUUGUAUUUGUGAUGUAUUUCUGGCCUAUUUAAGGGUCAAUAACUGUAUUGUGUACGCAUAUAAAAAAGAAGAGUUUUUGUACAGAAGAUGAAUCAGUAGAACUAUGGCAACAACAUGCGAAACAUCAGUAAUGUUGGACAACAAGGCAGAGAAAGAGCCUACACAGGAGCUGGUGGCGGUGCGAGUGCCAAUCAAUGGCAUGACAUGCCAGUCCUGCGUGCGGAGCAUCGAGGGGUCCGUGCGCGAGCUGCCUGGCGUACACCAUGUCAAGGUGGAAUUAUCAGAGCACGCGGGCUACUUCAGAUAUGACCCGCGCGUGUGCUCCGUGGAGGCCAUCCGGUCUCACAUAGAAGAUAUGGGGUUCGAGGCGCCCACGGACAGCAUAGACGACGAAACCAGAAACCUCCUUCCCCGUGAAAUCCCCACAGACCUGCUGAUCGACAUGACGGGGUCCGGGCCGCCCAGUGAGAGCACCGCGCUCAUAUCCGUCGUAGGCAUGACUUGCCAGUCCUGCGUCAACACUAUCGAAGGCAGUGUGAGAGAGAUGCCCGGCGUGUCGUUCGUGGCAGUGAGCCUAGCAGACAACACGGCGCUCGUGAAGUUCAACCCUGCGUCCGCGACGGCUAAGCAAGUCGCCGACGCGAUAUACUCGCUGGGCUUCGACGUUAACAUUAUCAGCGUGGACGAUGUUGCAGAUGCUUCACAGAACAAAACCGAGGGAGGUUCCGGCGAUAGAGUCAAAAUAUCUCCCGCGAAGAGUAAAACACAAGCUAAUGGCACCAUACCGUCCACGUCGGAAGGGGUGGAGAUAUCGCGAUGUACGCUGGAGGUGCGCGGCAUGACGUGUGCGUCGUGCGUCGCCGCCAUCGAGAAGCAUUGCUCCAAAAUGCACGGUGUCCACUCAAUAGUAAUAGCACUUCUAGCAGCCAAGGCAGAAGUGCGAUAUGAACCGUCAAAGAUAUCUGCCGUGGCAAUCGCAGAAUCUAUAACAGAGUUGGGCUUCCCUUCAGAGUUGAUAAGUGAAAGCGGCGCGCCCAAAGACCUGACUUUAAUGAUAAAAGGCAUGACUUGCGCGUCGUGUGUCAACAAAAUAGAAAAGACUGUACUUAAACUUAACGGUGUUGUUUCCUGCUCCAUUGCGCUCACUACCUCCAAAGGCAAAGUAAAAUACGACCCCGAGAUAAUCGGCGCGAGAAAAAUCUGUGACGUUGUCAACAGUCUCGGGUUCGAGGCCACGGCUGUCAGCUCACACAAUCGAGGCACCACCAACUAUUUAGAACAUAAAGAAGAAAUAAGAAAAUGGCGGAACGCGUUCCUGAUAUCGCUGAUAUUCGGAGCCCCCUGUAUGGCGGCGAUGACGUACUUCAUGCUAAUCAUGAGUCACCACCACAGCCCGCGCGACAUGUGCUGCGUGCUGCCCGGACUGAGUCUAGAAAACCUGCUCAUGUUCCUUCUUGCUACUCCUGUACAGUUCAUCGGUGGUUGGCACUUCUACAAGCAAGCGUACAAGGCGUUACGGCACGGCACUUCCAACAUGGACGUACUCAUAUCCAUGACCACUACCAUCAGUUACUCGUACUCGCUGGCAGUAGUGAUAGCUGCGAUGGCGCUGCAGAAGGACACGAGUCCGCUAACGUUCUUCGACACUCCGCCGAUGUUACUCGUCUUCGUGUCUUUGGGACGAUGGCUAGAACAUAUUGCUAAGGGUAAAACGUCGGAAGCGCUAUCAAAACUGCUGUCGUUGAAGCCCACCGAAGCCGUCCUGGUUACACUGGACCAGGAGGGCCGAGAAAUAGCAGAGAAGAGCAUACCAGUGGAUCUCGUGGAGAGAGGAGACGUUUUAAAGGUAGUGCCCGGCGCUAAAAUUCCGGUGGAUGGGAAGGUGAUAUCGGGCCAGAGUACGUGCGAUGAAUCUCUGAUAACCGGCGAGUCUAUGCCUGUGGCCAAAACGAAAGAUUCGCUCGUGAUAGGAGGCAGUAUAAACCAGCAUGGCGCGUUGCUAAUGCGCGCGACGCACACGGGUGAGGCCAGCACACUGGCGCAGAUCGUUCGCCUGGUGGAGGACGCGCAGAGCUCCAAAGCGCCGGUGCAACGACUAGCUGACACUAUAGCGGGGUACUUUGUCCCAAUGGUGGUGUUCCUAUCGGUCCUGACGCUGGUGUGUUGGGUCAUCAGCGGAGCGCUGGACAUCGACAGGAUAAAGGCCAUCACACCCGAAAUAUACCUGAACUCUGGGUUUUCUGACUGGGAGCUCAUCAUACAGACGGCGUUCCACUUCGCUCUAUCUGUUCUGGCGAUUGCUUGCCCCUGUGCCCUGGGACUUGCUACCCCUACCGCUGUGAUGGUGGCUACGGGGGUAGGAGCCAAGUUGGGACUGCUGAUCAAAGGGGCGGAACCCUUGGAGAAUGCUCAUAAGGUGAAAACAGUGAUCUUCGACAAAACCGGCACAAUCACCCGCGGCAGCACGAGCGUCGCGCGGCUGUCGCUGCUGACGGGCGAGCCGGCCACGCUGCCCGACGUCCUCGCCUGCAUACUGUCCGCGGAACUCAACUCUGAGCAUCCCGUCGCUUCAGCGAUAGUCCGCUGGUGCUCGGGCGUGGUCGGGGAUGCUCGCGCAUCGUGCAGCGGCUUCGCGGCCGCGCCGGGCUGCGGUUUGCGCGCCAAGAUCACCUUGCGGCAAAACGCGCAGCAAUCGCCGCAGCUACGCGCGGUUUUGGCUAAUGCUAGGGAAGGCUCAACGAUCCAACUGCAAGGCGUGCCCGUGGAGAUAGUGGGGGGAGCGGGGGACGCGGCCUUAAGUUCUGCGCAGGCCGCGCAGAGGCUGCACGCGGUCAUACGGCCCAACGGGGAUGACCGCGAAGAAGUGGAACAAUUAGUGCUGAUCGGUAACCGGGAAUGGAUGGCGCGAAACGGCGUAUCCGUUCCGCGGAGAGUUCAGGAGACUUUACAGAGGGACGAGGAGUUAGGACGCACGGCUGUGUUGGCGGCUAUUAAUGAUCAACUGGUAUGCACGAUAGGCGUGUCGGACGAAGUAAAGGCGGAAGCACACUUGGCGGUGUACUGCUUGAAGCGGAUGGGGCUCGAAGUGUGCUUGCUCACCGGGGACAACAGGAAGACAGCAGUGGCCAUCGCGAGACAGGUGGGAAUAACCAAAGUGUACGCGGAAGUGUUGCCAUCACACAAAGUCGCGAAAAUACAGAAACUUCAGGAAAAAGGACAGAAAGUCGCUAUGGUGGGCGACGGUGUGAACGACUCGCCGGCGCUAGCUCAGGCCGACGUGGGCAUCGCCAUCGCGAGCGGCACCGACGUCGCCGUGGAGGCCGCUGACUUAGUUCUCAUGAGGAACGAUCUAUUAGACGUGGUGGCGUGUCUAGAGCUGUCGCGGACGACCGUGAGAAGGAUUCGCCUCAACUUUCUGUUCGCGUCAGUGUAUAACCUUCUGGGCAUUCCCCUCGCCAGUGGAGCGUUCGCGCUCUAUGGCUUGCAGUUACAGCCGUGGAUGGCGUCCGCCGCCAUGGCGAUGAGCUCCGUGUCCGUCGUGUGCUCCAGUUUAUUGCUCAAAACAUUUAACAAACCGUCUCCAGAACAGCUGCGCACGACGGAGUACCUGCAAUCCAUACACCUGGAGGAGCUGGACUCCGUCUCCGUGCACCGAGGCCUGGAUGAGAAGGUGGACCCUACGGAUAGAGGAACGGCGCUCGCUAACGGCAAGCGGGACCCGCUCAAGUCGACUCUGUUAAAGUUGUGAUGACUAUUCCAUCGCAGCAAGCCUAACGAUGGCUGCCUGUUGCGGGAAGAGGACGACAUGCUCACCGUCUCUUUCAUCCCCAAGCGGCCAACGCGCGACCAGCCCAGCCUUAACGGGUGAUCUCAGUUUAAAAGUCUUCGGGAAUUAUAAGCGUAUCAAUAAAAAUAAAUUUAUAUAGGAAAUAUUGCACAUUGAAUUUUAGAAAGAGAUUUCGGCUUUGUAGAACGUCGUCUCUGUCACUCAUACCUGUGUGACGUUUUGUCGGUCCCAACGACAGAGACAACGCUCUACGAAACCCUUAUCUCAUUCUAAAAUUCAAUUUGCAAUAUUUUCUGCCGGGUGCUGUAAAGAGAGGUGUUUUAUUUAAAGUUAGUCUGUAUUUUGGACCAGUGGUAUGGUUAUAUUCAUUUUUGUUUGAACGUUUGAACUGUUUAUAAAGAAAGAAACGAUGUAAAACCUAUAUUUAGUUGUUAGUACUCAAAAAAAUCGGUCAGACAACGGGUUCCGUACCAUCAUAUAAGAAAUAUUACUUUUUAAUUUCUUUAAAUUUUCAUGGCGGCCAUUUUGAGAUUUUUAUUAUUUGUUGUUAUGGCGGAAAUAGAUAUACACAAUCUGUGAAAAUUUCAUCUCUCUACCUAUUACUGUUUACGAAAUACAGGCCGCUGACAGACAGACGGACGGACGGACAGCAAAACUUAGUAUUAGGGUACGAAACCCUGAAAAUGUUAAAAUGAGGUUACAUUUUCAAUAUUUUUGUUGUUUAAAAAUCUGGCUAUAGGUCUUCCUUUUAUGCAGAACAUAUUUUAAAUGAAACUAAUAUGUGGGGUGAUUCACUAACUCAUCACUUCACGAAAUUAAAGCUAUGAAACUCAUUUGCCAUUGUUUGGCUCUACACUGCUGCUUCACUGAGCGAUAUAAAAAUAUUUCGUUGCAAACCUUCAAUAGAUUAAAAAUAAAUGUCAAAUGAGCUUAAUGGCUUCCAUUCAGUGAUGACCACUGAGUUAACGAAUCACCCCGCAGUAAUCCGUACUUUUUGAAAUUUCUUUUGAGGUUAAUAUGUAACUAAUAUGAUUGUAUUAAUAUUAUUUAAUGAAAAUAUAAGCUUGUAAAAAAUAGAAUACUUUCAAUAAUAGUUAAUUUAGUUGCCAUUGCUAUCAUUGGUACAAAAUAUACCUGAAUAUAUAAUGUAAAUAAA